GCAUUCACUUUGAAAUGAAAAAAGCUACUGAAGCAAACGCUAGCGAUGGCAAAGCUAUGAUCUUUCAUGUACUGUGUAAUCACGAACUCAGGCAGGAAACUGUUCAUGACUUUGUUUCCUACACAACCGAUGGCAACUGCAUUUCGUUGAUAGGCUCCAAGACGGAGGUAGUUACUCUCGAAUUGAAUUGCAAGUCGCGCCGUCAGCUGCCCUUUCCUUAUACCCUGGCCACCUGGAAGUGCAUAAACAAAAUACGACCAUUGGACCAGCUGGCGGAGCAGGUGAAUCUCCAGCAGAUCUAUGAAAGCGGCAAUGUUCUGGAGCAACAACACCUCAGCCUGGACUCCGUUUACACAACCAUUUGUGCACAGGAUGUGCCCGCACCCAAUCGCAUAGCCGCUAAAUUGGCCAACCACCUGCUGCCCGAUGGCAGAAUGCUGAUGGCCAGCUUGAACAGCUAUGGCGCACUGCAUUUGUUGAGUAAGCUUCCAGAGCAGCCUCUUUGGGUAUCCUACAAGAAGGGUAUCGAUGUGGCCGCCACGCUGCGGGAUACAUUGCAGCCACCGUAUGAAAUUCCAGCUGCAACGAUCAAGACAUUCCGACACUAUCAGGGCUAUAUGGAUCGCAGUUGGAUAACCAUGCUCGCUUGGCGUUCAGUACAAAGGGGGGAGAACUUUGAGCUCGUCCUGGGAACAGCUGCCGGCAGUAUAUGGACACUGACUUUAUGCAGCAAUGCAUCAACUCUGGUAGCCCAUUCCGAGUUGCAGACACUCCUGGGUCGCAUUUGUUUUAUGUACAUCUACGAGGAUCUGCUGCUUGUGAGCGACAACAAUGGCCUGGUGCAUCUCUACAGGUUCAGCGCUGCAGAAGGGGAGAGUCUCUGUCUGGUUAAGACUCUUUGGCUGCGCCCGGAUCGCCUCGGCCUGCAACAGGCUCUGAUUACACACUGUCCGACACGGGAUUGUUAUUAUAUAGCUUGUUGCAAGUCAGCGCACUUGCUCAUCUGGUGUAUGCCCAGAGAGACAAGUGGCCACUGGUUGGAGACCCGUCUACAUACAGGUGGCAUGAAGAUAACAGGUUUCUGCGAUGUGGGGAACAACAACUAUGCUUUGGUCACAGCACGCGGACAACUUUGCCUAGUCGAGCUCAGCCACAAGCCCGGCCAGCUGAGCACUAGCAUGCGCUCAAUCGAGGUAGACGACACGGAAAACGAACAGCCACUUGGGUUAUGGAGCAGUCCCAACAAAAACCUAAUUACCAUCCUCUCCACACGCAACAAAGAGUAUCUGUUCAAUAAGACAAUACGGCGUAAUAUCUUGCACAUCCGCGUGGGCAAAAUACAAGCAGGCAACGUGCUGGACAAGCUUACUCAAUGCAUCUUGCCCAGUGUAUCCAUGAACAGCUAUUUAGAUCUUUUGGUGGAAAUACGCCUGGAUAUCUUUCAAAGGCCCAAGCUGGAUGACUAUAUAGACUAUUCGCCAAUCGAAGGCUUCAACUUUGAUAAUGAUGCCACAGACGCACAACUGCAGCAGCUGCAGCUCAAGUACCACGUCCUCGAUACAUUAAUUUUAGCACAGCGUGACCAACGCAAUCAAUAUCUGCUCGAGCAAAUCGAGCACGAAUUUCAACUGCUAUUGAGCUUGAUUGAGCUGACGCAUAUACGUCUGCGUCUUCAGUACUUGAGCAAUCUGCAGGAGCUGACUGCAUUUCAGCGACAGUCAGCGCAAUGCCAAUUGGCGGCCAGUGAACGAAUUAGACUGCAGCUGAGGCAGCAACUGUUACGUGAGAAGGCAAAUAAUGUGGCUAUUAAGCACUUUGCUCAAGCUGAAAUGGAGGAGCACUUUGAGCUACUGCAGGUGAAGCUGAAUGUGCCAGAGAUAAUGCUCGAGGAUGCAGAACACCUGUGCGCGAUCUCCUAUAUGCAGCUAACUCCCUCGCUGGAACGUCACUACUGCACGCUCUGCGGACGCCAGGCUUUGAUGGAAAAACAGCUACUACUGGAGCUUUACGAACCCGGUAGCUCGCUGCUGUGUCCCUACUGCCAUGGUAGCUACGCCUUGGAGCUUUUGGAUGCAUAAACUUGAACAGUGCCUCUCUAAAUUUCAAUACCAAAUCAAUGCCGCAAGCUUCAAGCUGUUUUCUUUUUCCAAUUUUCUCGUUGAAUCUGUGCGGUUUGAUCAGGUGUCGAAAUCUAGAAUAUGCCCGUUAAAUUUUAUUCGAACGUAGAUUAUAAGUGCAUGUUUGUCUAGUUAAGCAACAUAACUUAAUACAGUGAAACAUAGAUAAUGGGACUGGUCUCGAGCAGCAGCAUAUCCUGCUCG
Messenger RNA from Drosophila hydei, 2321 nucleotides. RefSeq lists its product as uncharacterized. Gene Ontology annotation, molecular function: protein binding. The coding region runs from base 15 to 2078 and encodes 687 amino acids. The transcript has 4 exons. NCBI's taxonomy places the organism in Eukaryota, Metazoa, Arthropoda, Insecta, Diptera, Drosophilidae. The record is from RefSeq and is a predicted model, not a curated record.